Molecule: messenger RNA, 912 nt
Organism: Bursaphelenchus xylophilus (pine wood nematode)
Lineage: Eukaryota; Metazoa; Nematoda; Chromadorea; Rhabditida; Aphelenchoididae
Source: the annotation of a GenBank genome assembly
AUGCUGUCGAUUACUCCAAUUGCUCUCGGAUUAAUCUUGCCGAUGGUUUUCGGCGCCACAGUCCCUCCAGAGCUCAGCGAUCGUAAAGACGUAAGUGUUGUGUUCCCAUCGAGCAUGAUUACAAUUUUCUCAACAUGAUGUUUUUGAUUUCAGGAGGGAUCAGUUUGGUGUCCCGCGCCAAUAGUUGGCCAGAAAUGUCCUGAUGGCUCCAUUUUCCAUUACUAUUACUGCUGCGGAACCGCCAACAAGGACUGCUGUUCGAGUCUUGAGGUAAGAGGGGUGCCUUAUUUGGGAAGGGCAGUGUGCAGAGUGCGACGCUCAGAUUUUCUUUAAAUUUUGCAUCUGCGGUAAGGCUAGGUCACAGAUGAUUUUUUAAAAAUUUUAGCAGAGGCGGCCGAGAUAUUCAGGUAAAAAUUUACGGUCAAAAUUUUACGUGGACAAAACAAAAAAUCGAAUUUUUUCCAACUUUCGGCAAAAAAUCUCUAUUUUUUCUGCAAAACGCGAACUAGAAAUCUCGCAUAUGCCUUUACAAAAGUUAAUCCAAGUCCAUGUUAAGUUUUAUUAAAAUCUGAGCGUCGCAUUUUGAGCCCUUUCCCCAUUAAACUGAGCUCUUCGACUUGGGAAUAUUAUGACACUACCGAUUCCCUUGCCGCGAAAAAUCUCGUGACAGUUUUCUCCUAAUUAGGCCAGUUUCCAACGGGCCAAACAUCGGACUAUAUGCGGCAAAACAAAAAACAUUGGUUUUAUAAACAAUAGGCCCUUUUUUGGAGUCCUCAGAAAUUAGAGAACAAGAUUUCCUAAUGACCUUUUCACUUUUAGACCUGGUUCAUUGUCGUGUUGGCGAUCUUCGGUAUCCUGGUGGUCAGUGCCAUUGCUGUUGGGAUCCUCCGUUUCCUGAAAAGACGUGGAUAA